Molecule: messenger RNA, 5098 nt
Organism: Paramuricea clavata
Lineage: Eukaryota; Metazoa; Cnidaria; Anthozoa; Malacalcyonacea; Plexauridae
Source: the annotation of a GenBank genome assembly
AUGAAUAAUACAUGUAUUAAUGAUAUAGACAGAAACUUCUAGUAUAAUUAAACAUACAAACUAUGUAGCCGCAGCAAAAUAAAUAGAAGUUAGGGAAUAAUACAAUUUAAAACAAUUGAUAUAACUGUAUAUAGUCAUGCAGCUUUGACGACGCUUAAUGAAAUAGCACAUAAAUUAUACAUACGAAUUCUUCUGGUAUACUCUUUCUAUAAAACUGAUAUUAUUUAGCUUUUGUUUCCAUGACUUAUAAGCUAUAUCAUGCAUGCAGCUGUUUUAAAAAUCUUAUACUUUUCACGACACAAUAUACAGUAUAUAUCAAAAGGCAACUUGGUAAUAUCUAUAACUACCAAUAUAUGAACUGAUUAAAUUUUGGAGUGGCCUGCAGGCUAUCUCGGAGAGGACUGUCAAACACUCAACAGUGCAUGUCACUGAAAGUGUAUCCACUUAAAUCUAUUCUUGAUAUUCUGGAAACCUCGAGGUGAUAUUUUCAAAGAGAAAGAAAACCCUCGAGGUAAUAUAUUUAAAGAGAAAAAAACCUCGCGUGGCGUUUAGUUCGUAAGGGAUUUGAACUUCCAACUUGAAAAACUGUUAGAGAUAUUUACCAUGUCUCCAAGAAAUGGACCCCAUAUAAGAUUGCUGCCGCAGCGAGCGAGCCUGAAGCGAGCGAGCAAGGCAGCAGAUCCUAAUUUUGUUUUGUGGGUCGAAAUCAAAAUUUUCUAUUUGGCGCAUUGCAUGGCGGUACCAGUGAAUUUUAACCGUGGUGCAGCGCGGUCAGGCAUAAGGCAAACAGGCAAUGUGAUCAUGUUUCAUCUUUGGUCUUCUUUUAUGGAAAGCCAUAGCUGGCUUAAAGUGAUCAAACGGCAUUUUGUUGGGUGCUUUUAGCAUUAUACGGCGGUGCUUUUGGCAUUAUACACGGUGCUUUCGCCAUUAUACGCGGUGGUUCCAGUAUUAUACGCGGUGCUUUCACCAUUUAUAUAUACGCGAUGCUUUUGCAAUAUAAAUACGCAGUGGUUCGUCGAGCACUAUAUGCGGUGCUUUUAAUAUUAUACGCGAUGCUAGCUUUCAUUCAACAUUAUUUCCAUAUUCUUUCCAUGACAUGUAUAUGAUUUAAGGUAUGUGCAUGGUUGACAAAUGCUUUUUGCCUAUGGUCUGCAAGGACAAUGACAUGUUUUCUGUGUAUAUACAUGUAAAUGAAUAUAACGCAGCGAAUGCGCCAAACAGUAUAAACGCGGCUGAAAUACGAUAUUAAAAUCUUAAAUGUGCCGUAUGAUUUAAUUAUGUUUUAGGAUUUACAAAUGCUUUGUCAUUUGUAUUUAUACUUGUACUGCAUCACAAGGCAGUACGUACUGUAAGUGAAAAAACUCCACAUGUGAGAUUGUCUUGUAUAUAUUUUUGCUUUCUUUGAUAAACACUAUUAAACACGCAAAUUUUAAUUAGUGAGACGCAAUGUUAAAUGUCACCUGCAUGUCAUUGUCAUUGCCCUUUAACCCCUGGUCUAAUUGGCCGCUUUUGAAAAUAUUGAUAGUUAGUGCCUUACGUCUUCGCUGGUUGUUAUACUUUAAAAUAAUUUUGCAUGUACCGAAAAUCAAUAUUCCGAGUAUAUAAAUAUAUAAACUGGGAUGUCACACUGAUAGCUUGUUUACAUUUCCUGGAGCAUCAUGAAAUCUUAUGUUUAACCACGGUGGUUUAACCCAUUAGCUGGCAAUGCGCCCUUCCCUUGUCGAGCGCCAGAAGAUUUUACUCGUCAGUGGUAUAGGGUACUGCCAGUAAAUGGGUUAACAAACCUAUCUGCCAAUGGCUCUUGUUAAUUCAUCAGCACAGUAAUGACCCCUACUUUAGUAUUUACCCUGUCCAACGCCAGACGCCAGACGCCCUGCCAUGCAAGCUAAACAAUAAUUGGAUGUUUCUGAAGGACUCGUUCAACACCCUGUAGUUUGUCUUUUGCUGUCAAAGGCAGCAUUACUGCCCUGUGGGUAACCUAGUUUGUAAACUGAUUAAAUGAUGCUCCCCAUUAUGAUUUGCAAGCUUAGAGUAUAUAUAUAUAUAUAUAUAUAUAUAUAUAUAUAUAUAUAUAUAUAUAUAUAUAUAUAUAUAUAUAUAUAUAUAUAUAUAUAUAUACAUACACACAUAUAUAUAUAUAUAUAUAUAUAUAUAUAUAUAUAUAUAUAUAUAUAUAUAUAUAUAUAUAUAUAAUUUCGCUUACCUCAAAAUUCCGCAACAGUCUGUUUCAUCAGUAAAGAAUCAUCAGGCAAGAUACCGCCUGAUGAUUCUUUACUGAUGAAACAGACUGUUGCGGAAUUUUGAGGUAAGCGAAAUUCUACAUUUGCUCUAUUUUUAUGAUAUUGAGCACUCUUUGCGUUUCGUAUACACAAACCUACUCGUAUAUAUAUAUAUAUAUAUAUAUAUAUAUAUAUAUAUAUAUAUAUAUAUAUAUACCGGGUGGCCCAAAAAAAAGUACUCCUGUUUGAUUCGUAGUAACUUCUAAACAAGUAAAGUUUUUAAAGAGAAAUAACUUGCAUUAAAUAGAGGAAGGACUAACUUAGAUUUUGAUAUAUUACAGUUGUAUUUAACUUAAAAAUUCACGGAUAUAUUAAUGUUAAAAAUGGGGAGCAUAUUUUGGAAUGUGUCCAAAAUUAGCGAAAAUCGGCAUAUCAAAUAUUAACUCCAGCGUUUGUUUGCUUAAUGACAUAUUAGGCUAACUUGUAUUUCAGCGAAUUAUCGUUAAGGUUUGUAAGUGAUAUGGCGUAGAUUUAGACAUCUUACAUGUAAGUCUUAGCUCAUUGUUUCCUGAAAUAUGAACGUUCGAAAUUAUGCAAGUAUUUAAUAUUAGGUCUUUGCAAACUUAAAUGUACAUGAAAGACUGACCAUGGAAGGCAGGCGCUUAAAUUUUUCGUAUUCUUAAAUAGCCUAAUUUUUUUAUGUUUUUAAUGGGUUCAAACAGACUGAGUAGAUUAUUUCUCGGUUAGAGCAGGAUGAAUAUUCUUUAUUGAAGGAAAUAAUAUUGCUUUUUGCAAAUACACAUCACCGUAUCAACGCUACUAUUUUGUUACGUUUUGUUCCAAAAAUGUUGCAUGUCUCUGGGGAGUUGCUUAAUUGUUAUGUCUUAUGGAGUUGUAUGGUUUGAUUGUGUUUCAUAUAAUUCUCAGUUUACUCCAUGAACUUACCAAGAUUAAGAAACGGCAAAAGAGUUUGGGUGUUCUUAACAAGAUUUCAGAACGUUGCAGAAGUUAGAAGAGCUUCACAAUUCCGUUGUGACAGCAUGCCCUAAUUCAGAACUACGAACGAUCCAAUGACGAUCCUUCGCGAUGCAGUGGUCUCAUGAAAUAAGGAAACGUAUUCGUGCUAGGAACACACGCGAAUUUCGGACGAAUGAAUCUUGCUUGUAUUUUGUAGAUAUAAUAAUACUUUGUUUCAUAAUAAACAAUUUGUCAAGUGUCAUUUAUUUACUGGUAAUAGUGCAUGUUUCAGUCGGGCAAAUCUUGAUUAAUAUUUGAUACGCCGAUUUUUGCAUAUUUCAGACACAUCCAGAAAUAUCCUCCCGAAUUUAAAGAUUAAUAUCUCCGUGAAUUUUUAAGUGAAAUACAACUGUAAUAUAUCAAAGUCUAAGUUAGUCCUUCCUCUAUUUGAUGCAAGUUAUUUCUCUUUAAAAGCUAUACUUGUUUAGAUGUUAUUACGAAUCAAAAGCCUUUUGAAAUCGGUGAUAGACAAACAUGCCUCACUAACUUGGAAAAGAGUGCGUAGUCGAGACAGUCCCUGGUUUACAAAUGAAAUAAAAACGAAGACCGACGAACGGGACUAUUAUCUCAGAAAGGCGAGAAAAUCAGGUAAAGAGAUCGACUGGUCAACGUAUCGCCGUCUUAGAAAAGAUGUGACGCGAUCAAUCCGACAAAGUAAAGCGAAUUACACGAGACAGAUCUUCAGAGAAAACAUCAAUACACCAAGGAAAUUUUGGAAUCAAAUAAAGAAGUGUUUUCCAACGAAAGGAUCAAGAGACGCUGGCUCUAAAGUUUUUAACGUUGAUGGCAAGCCUACGUCGAACGUGAUUGAGGUUGCGAAUGGUUUCUGCAAAUUCUUCACCAGCAUUGGAAAAAGGCUGCAGGACGUUCUACCAAAGUUGACUGAUAUAGCCUGGAUGCACCAUGAUCAUUCAAAUUUCAAACGUAAACUGAACCCUCGAAACUGCACUUUUAAAUUUCAGAAGGUCAGCAGUAAAGAGAUCAAGGAUGUUAUGAAGAAACUGAACAGAAAGAAAGCCCAAGGUUAUGACGAAAUCCCUACAUCUUUUAUAAAAGAUGGCGCUGAUAUAUUGGCUGAGCCGUUAACAACACUAAUCAACCGAUGCUUAAAAAAUUCCCUCUUUCCAUCAGCAGAAAAAUGCGCGAAAAUUACACCAAUAUACAAGUCUGAAGAAAGAUCACUUUUGGACAACUAUAGGCCCAUUUCCAUCCUGGCGGUGCUUUCCAAAGUGUUUGAGCGUGUGGUCCACCGACAACUAUAUGCAUAUCUUGAAGAAAAUAAUCUCCUUUCAAAAAAUCAAUUUGGCUUUCGAACCAAAUUAUCGACUCAGCAUGCAGUGACAAAAUUUUCUGAUUCGAUAAGACAAAACAUGGAUAACGGUUUAAUGACUGGUGCAAUAUUUAUCGACCUACGAAAGGCGUUCGACACCGUUGAUCAUGCUCGCUUGCUGUCGAAACUGACCAUUUACGGCAUCAGAAACGACGAACUUAUGUGGUUCGAAGACUAUCUUUUUAACAGAACACAAUUUGUUGCAUUUGAGGGUGUUGAAUCAUCAGUUCAGCCAAUUUUCUGCGACGUGCCCCAGGACUCAAUUCUGGGUCCUUUGUUGUUUGUCCUGCUAGUCAAUGAUAUUGAUAUUCAUCUGAAACGGUGUGAAAUUGUCUUUUACGCUGAUGAUACUGUCAUAUACCGUGCCGACAGAACUUGUGAAAGAAUUGAAGAACACUUUAACAAUGACAUGGAACAGAUUUCCAACUGGUUUGUCCAAAACAACUUGGUAAUAAACCUCAAACGUUCAAAGACGGAGUGUGUUCUCUAUGGUACUCAUAAAAAACUUCCAAAUCAAGACCAAUGGAAAUAA